AUGGCAUCGCUCCGCUCCAUGGGUGGCGCGGCCAACACCUCAAUCGCCUGGAGCGCCCUCCCGCCCACCGCUUCCUCCCCGCUCUAUCCCCGCCCUGCACCGCCCCGAACCCCGCGCUCGCUCCCCGUGUUCCCCCCCGCCGUUUCUGCCCGCCCCACUGUUCGCCCUCCCCCCGACCCCCCCCGCGCCCCGUCCCCCACGCCUGGCCCUCAGUGCCUCGCCGAUAGGCGACUCUGCCCCCCCUCUGCGCCCACUCGGAAGUCCCCCCUCCCCGAAGAUCCGCGCUUUCACGCCGUGGCCCUGGCGCGCCAGCCCCCCCCCUCUUGCUCCCAGCCUCUUAUCCGCCUCUUGACGCCCGGUCCGCCCCGCCGUCACGCCUACAGCCCCCCCCGUGCGGAGCCCCACAUGCCUCCCCGCCGCGUCUCUGGGUCACGCCGCUGCUCCUCUCUCCGCGCCUUUCCCCGACCACAUCAGACGGCGGCAGCCGCUCCCAGCACUCCCGGCCGUCCCGGACCAGCACCGCCCGCCGCUCGACGCACCCCCCCCGGCCCGCCGCCGGCACGCCUCUCACUGAAAGGUUCCGCGCCGCACCCAUUGUCAGCCGCCGCGUUUUGGAGGAGUGCGGGUCGUCAGACCUGA
Dicrocoelium dendriticum is the source of this 639-nucleotide messenger RNA. NCBI's taxonomy places the organism in Eukaryota, Metazoa, Platyhelminthes, Trematoda, Plagiorchiida, Dicrocoeliidae. The record is from the annotation of a GenBank genome assembly.